This is a messenger RNA of Exserohilum turcica Et28A, 778 nucleotides long. RefSeq lists its product as uncharacterized. Lineage: Eukaryota; Fungi; Ascomycota; Dothideomycetes; Pleosporales; Pleosporaceae. The record is from RefSeq and is a predicted model, not a curated record. Bases 82 to 540 code for a protein of 152 amino acids. The transcript is spliced from 3 exons.
CAGAUUUCUCCUUGAAAAUUGAGGUCGAGUCACUUUUUUUUUUACCUUUCUUGGUUGAUAUACACACUCCUGUCUUUCAUCAUGUCCGCACUCGCAGCAAUCAGGUCUUUGCGCAUUUCCCAGGGAAUAUUCACAGCGGCGAACAUUGGCCUUGCUAGCUACCUUGUCCAUGAGGAAGCCAGCCUGUCCAACACUGUUACAGUCUCUCUUGUUGCAGCGUGCAUCUCUGUCGUAGGCGCACUCUGUGCUCCUAGUGCCAGCAGCCUUGGCUCAUCGAGGCCGUCGAAACUUUACUUCGCCUUUGCAGUAGACUGGGUUGUGAGCUUCUCCAACCUAAUGGCGCUCAUCUUCCUUGCCUUGUUUGUGACCAAGUCUUCUCACUGCCAGGAGAAGCUGUGCACAAUAGCCAAGAUUAACACUGUCACAACUGGAUUCAACUUUGGCAACUGGAUAGCCACGACCACAUAUCUGGGCAUUCAAAUAUCAAAGCUGAAGGGCGACACUGCAAGCGUCCCAGCCAUGGGCAAAAUCCGCCUUUAGUACGCGAAUUGCGAGCCCUGCUCCCUCUUCUAUAGACUUAUCAUAUGUUUAGCCAAGAGUCUGGUUCAGAAAAGAUCAGGGAUGCUGAAAAUGGCGUCAAUGUCUAAGACACUACGAGGUCACGAAGAAAUGAGCGCAGCUGGUACAAUCUCUAUCAUACAGCGUACCAAUGCAACUGUACUUGGGUCAUAGAAUGCCUGAAUUAGAAAAGAUAUUAUGAUAUACAUGAGUUACACCG